AUGGGUAGCCAGAAGCGCAUAGCCAAGGAGCUGGGCGAACUCGUCCAGUCCCCUCCGGAUGGAAUCACCGUCGAAUUGGCCGAUGAGUCAAACCUGUACGACUGGAAGGUUCACAUGGAGGGACCAGAAGGAUCUCCAUUUGAUAGCAUGGAGAUGGAAGAACAUAUCUCGCUUUCACUGAAAUCAAGCACGCUGACCUUGAUUUUCACCACGCAGAAAGGCAGAUUCCUUAUCAAGCUCACCCUCCCCACUGGAUACCCCUUCAAACCACCAACCGUCUCCUUCGCCACGAAAAUCUACCACCCAAACGUGACCAACGAUGACAAAGGGAGCAUGUGUCUAGGCAUGCUCCGUCCAGAUGAAUGGAAGCCCAGCUCCAAGAUUGCCGCCGUUCUAGAGUUCGCGCGACAGUUGCUUGCAGAGCCGAUGCCGGACGAUGCGGUCGAGGGGAGGAUCGCAGAGCAGUAUAAGAAUGAUCGGAAGCGCUACGAGGAGAUUGCGCGAGACUGGACAAGGAAACAUGCCACGUCGAAUGUGGAUUGUCGACCAUUCAAGAAAAUUGCUGCCAUGGCUAUCAUCUCCGACACAAUAACUCUACUCACCCACCACCUGCCCGGCAUCCUCCUCCUCGCCCUCAUCUUCCACCUAACACGUAACUACCUGACUCCAGGCGCAUCCGCUGUCCCAGGUCCAUUCUUAGCAAAGCUAUCGCAUAUAUGGCGCUUCAUAGACGUAGCCAAUGGUCGCGCAGAGAGAACAUUGUACAAACUACACCAGAAACACGGCGACUAUGUCCGUCUAGGCCCGAACGUGAUCAGCAUACGGGAUCUGGAUGCGCUGAAGAUGAUUUAUGGCAUUAACCAGGGCUAUAACAAAACGGAUUUCUACCGCGUGCAGCAGCAGAUGGCAAAGGGUAAAGCCACGCCCACGCUGUUCACAACAACGGAUGAGGACUUCCAUGCUGCUAUCAAGAGACCUAUCUCUGCGGCUUACUCGAUGAGCACGCUGACGGAGUUUGAGCCGUUUGUUGAUAAGACGAUACAUACUUUUUUUACGCGGAUGGAUGAGUUUGUGGCAAAGGAGAUGGUGUGCGAUAUCGCUAGCUGGUUGCAAUAUUAUGCCUUCGAUGUCAUCGGCGAGUUAACUUUCAGCAAGCCGCUCGGGUUCCUGGAACGGGGUGGUGAUGUGGACGGAAUAAUUGCUGCUCUGGAAAAGAUGUUGGACUACUCCGGAAAGAUCGGUCAAAUACCAUGGCUGGACUAUGUUUUCAUCAAGAACCCCCUUCGACAAUUUAUCCAAGGAAGCUCGACGGGUGCCGGGGCACGUUUUGCACGCACUCAACUAGACGAGCGUCUCCGACAGAUAGAAGAAACCGAUGACAAACCAGCACAUCCAUCUCAUAGAGACUUCCUAGAUCGCUUCUUAGAAGCGAAAAAGACGCAUCCGAAUAUCGUCAGUGAUAAUCAAAUCUUCUCAUACACGGUCAGCAACAUGGUUGCUGGCUCUGAUACAACAGCCAUCUCUCUUCGUGCUAUUCUCUACUACACGCUGAAAAGUACUCAAGUUACCGCGAAACUAAACCAAGAACUCACAGAUGCAUAUAAAGAGAAUCGAAUCUCGCUGCCCGUGUCUUGGAAACAGAGUCAGGAGCAACUACCUUACUUAGAUGCAGUCAUCAAAGAAGCACUGCGCCUCCAUCCUGCCGUCGGCUUGCUGCUAGAGCGCAUCGUUCCAGCAGAUGGACUCCAGCUUCCUCAUGACGGACCAUAUCUACCCGCAGGCACAAUUGUCGGCGCUAACCCGUGGAUUAUUCAUCGGACUUCGGUGUUCGGAGAUGACGUGGACGUAUUCAUUCCAGAACGGUGGCUACAGAAGGAUGGCGAGACUGAGACAGACUAUCACACUCGCAAACAGCAGAUGUUAAGGGCGACAUUCACAUUUGGAGCUGGGCCGAGGACUUGUAUUGGAAAGAAUAUUAGCCUGCUGGAGAUGUAUAAGUUGAUCCCGUCGAUGUUUCUCAGGUACAAGAUUGAGCUUAAAGACCCUGAUGCUGAGUGGGAGAUUGUAAAUGCUUGGUUUGUGCGGCAGAAGAAUAUGGAUGUUAAGUUAGCGAGGAGGGAUAUAGGACCAGUUUGA
This is a messenger RNA of Penicillium riverlandense, 2136 nucleotides long. Its product is annotated as putative ubiquitin conjugating enzyme (UbcB). Lineage: Eukaryota; Fungi; Ascomycota; Eurotiomycetes; Eurotiales; Aspergillaceae. Gene Ontology annotation, molecular function: oxidoreductase activity, acting on paired donors, with incorporation or reduction of molecular oxygen; heme binding; monooxygenase activity. The record is from RefSeq and is a predicted model, not a curated record. Bases 1 to 2136 code for a protein of 711 amino acids. The transcript has 8 exons.